Molecule: messenger RNA, 366 nt
Organism: Leptosia nina
Lineage: Eukaryota; Metazoa; Arthropoda; Insecta; Lepidoptera; Pieridae
Source: the annotation of a GenBank genome assembly
AUGCAGGACUUAACCGGAUCUACGAGGACAUUAGAUCACAUAUUUGAGUAUCACGAAAUUCAUGUAAAAGACAAUGAAGGACGAAGUGUAAUAUUAGCAUUUGUUCUCAAUGCAAUAAUAGGAGCAUACUUGCUGUGGUUGUUAGUUGGAAGGACGAAGCUGUGCUUAGAUUUCAGUUGCACCUUUUAUGGAAUUCACCUCAUUGUGUGCUGGUUCUACAAUGGAGCGUUCCCCACAACAUUUUCCUGGUGGGCAUUGAAUAUUGCAUGUGCAGCGAUUACCUGUGUGGCUGGCGAGUUUCUGUGUUUACGGACUGAGUUGCAAGCUAUACCACUAAGUAAUAUUGGUGCUAAAGUUGACUUAUGA